This is a messenger RNA of Symbiodinium pilosum, 225 nucleotides long. The record is from the annotation of a GenBank genome assembly. NCBI's taxonomy places the organism in Eukaryota, Dinophyceae, Suessiales, Symbiodiniaceae.
GGUAUCGAAGUUGGUGGCAAGCCAAUCUCUGGGUCUUUGUGGCCUCAUCUACGGCCUGUUCUUGCAUGGCCUGACGUUCGAGAAGGUGGCGGGCACAUCACCGAGAGCCAGCCUCGCGACAGUUGCCCUCUUCGCGCAGGGUCUGGGCGCACACCAGGCGGAAACCUGCAUUGCGCUGCUCCUUUUCGCAGCGCCGGUGCUUGCAGCAGUUGUCCUCGCGGGACG